This is a messenger RNA of Hippopotamus amphibius kiboko, 3767 nucleotides long. RefSeq names its product prostaglandin I2 receptor (gene PTGIR). Bases 542 to 1696 code for a protein of 384 amino acids. Gene Ontology annotation, molecular function: prostacyclin receptor activity. NCBI's taxonomy places the organism in Eukaryota, Metazoa, Chordata, Mammalia, Artiodactyla, Hippopotamidae. The record is from RefSeq and is a predicted model, not a curated record. Gene Ontology annotation, biological process: positive regulation of cytosolic calcium ion concentration; inflammatory response; adenylate cyclase-activating G protein-coupled receptor signaling pathway. The transcript is spliced from 2 exons. Gene Ontology annotation, cellular component: plasma membrane.
GACCCUGGAGAAGGAGCGAGGGGACAGAGGAGGGGCUGAGAGAGACCGCAGAGGUGUGGUGAGAAGGGGCUGUGAAAGCAGAAGUGCAGAGAAGGGGAUAGACGGCUGUCUGGAGAGAGGGAGGGAAGGAGGGAGAGGCAGAGGGGGGUGGACCAGGGAGGGGACAGAGACAGACACACAGCAAGAGACAGAGACAGAGAAGGAAAGAACUAGGGGCUUGAGAGGAAAGGACCAGACUGAGAGACCGAUGUAGCGAAGGAAAGAAACAGGGGAGAAAGAGAGGGAGAGGGAGCCUGGGGAAGACAGAGGGGAGAGAAAUAGAAAUAGGCAGCCAGACGCACAGCAAGAACUGCGGUGAGCUGACAGGGACCACCUCCCCCCACCUCCAGCUGCAGCCAGGCCCUCGGGAGCGCGGCGCGGUGGGCAUCGCGGCGCGGUGGGCAUCGCAGGGGCUGACCCGGCUCCCCGGCCUCGCCCCCUCCCUCGCCCCCUCCCACCCCCGGGGACCCCUCCGGCCCGGGGCGGCCGCCGGAGGCCGGGGAUGCCAGAUUCGUGCCGGAACCUCACAUACGUGCGGGACUCGGUGGGCCCGGCCACCAGCACCCUGAUGUUCGUGGCGGGCGUGGUGGGCAACGGGCUGGCUUUGGGCAUCCUGGGGGCGCGGCGGCAGUCACGCCCCUCGGCCUUCGCCGUGCUGGUCACCGGGCUGGCGGUCACCGACCUGCUGGGCACGUGUUUCCUGAGCCCGGCCGUGUUCGUGGCCUAUGCCCGCAACAGCUCGCUGCUGGGCCUGGCCCGGGGCCGCCCGGCGCUGUGCGAUGCCUUCGCCUUCGCCAUGACCUUCUUCGGCCUGGCCUCCACGCUCAUCCUCUUCGCCAUGGCCGUGGAGCGCUGCCUGGCGCUCAGCCACCCCUACCUCUACGCGCAGCUGGACGGGCCGCGCCGUGCCCGCCUGGCACUGCCCGCCAUCUACGCCUUCUGCACCGUCUUCUGCUCGCUGCCCCUGCUGGGCCUCGGGCAACACCAGCAGUACUGCCCGGGCAGCUGGUGCUUCAUCCGCAUGCGCUCCGCCGAGCUGGGCGGCUGCGCCUUCUCGCUGGCCUACGCCAGCCUCGUGGCCCUGCUGGUGGCCGCCAUCGUCCUCUGCAACGGCUCGGUCACCCUCAGCCUCUGCCGCAUGUACCGCCAGCAGAGGCGCCACCACGGCUCGCUGUUCCCCGGCCCCCGGACGGGCGAGGACGAGGUGGACCAUCUGAUUCUCCUGGCCCUCAUGACGAGUAUCAUGGCCGUGUGCUCCCUGCCCCUCACGAUCCGCGGCUUCACCCAGGCCAUCGCCCCGGACAGCAGUGAGAUGGGGGACCUCCUCGCUUUCCGUUUCAACGCCUUCAACCCCAUCCUGGACCCCUGGGUCUUCAUCCUCUUCCGCAAGGCCGUCUUCCAGAGGGUCAAGCUUUGGUUCUGUUGCUUCUGCCUGAGGCCUGGCCAAGGGAACUUGCAGACGUCCUUCUCCCAUCCCACCUCAGGGAGGAAGGACUCAAGGGCCCCCACUGCUCAAGGGGGGAAGGAGGGGAGCUGCGUGCCUUUGUCAGCCUGGGGCGAGGGACAGGGGGCACCCUCGCCUGCCUUACAGCCAUCCAGCGGCACUGUGGGAACACCGUCCAAAGCGCAGUCCGAGGCAGCCUGCUCUCUCUGCUGACAUCUGCCCCGUGAUCUCCUGCCCUGUCUUCCGGGAGCAGGAGCCAGAAAUUCAGGGACAUGACUGAUGGCUGCGGGUAGACAAGCCCAGAGAUGGAUCCUGGAGCCCUGCCGGCUAGAACGUUGACCCCCUGGAUUCAGGGGGAGAUCAGCUGCUAUUUCCUCUCCUUCGCAGUGGCCGCGAUGGGCUGUGGGAGGAGCGAGAGAGGGAGAGGAAACAAUUAUCUUGGAGCAUAAAAAGAACAGUUCUCCCAAAAUAUCCGGUGGCCUGGCCGGCCUGGUCUGGCCCUCGCUUCACGCAUCCAUCUCACUGUCUAAAUAUUUAGAAGCUGGAAAAGUUCCCAGCAGCUUCUGUGUGCUCAGGUCUGCUCUGGUUAGGGUUCUGUCUCUGACCCUCAUUCAUUCAGGGUGCCCUGGAUGCCCACCCCAAAUCCCCAGCAGACAGCCCUACCCUUGCCCCACCCACUCUGAGAGCCACCCUCCCUCUGCCUCAUGGAAGCCAGGGAUUCUCAGACACGCUCCCUGCCUCCCCUUUACUUCUGAUUCCCAUCGGACUUGGGAGGCCGGGUCCCCCCAGGGGAGGUGAAGAAGGCGAGACUGUUGCAUUGUGGGCGACACCAUUGGACAGGUGCCUGGGAAACUGCAUGGCUUGGUGAGUUGCAAGAUGUGGAUGGCGGGGCUGUGGGUUAUGGGAGAAGCUGGAGAAGGAGGGGGUGGGAGGUCCGGAACCCAGGGACCGCCCAAGGACUCAGACCUAAGUCCUAUGCCUGUCCCUAUGCCCCCUCGCAGAGCCUCACCUCACUGCCUGUGUCCUUGGACCCCACACAAAAAUGUCAUUCAUUCAUUCAUUCAUUCAACAAAUAGUGGGCGCUGACUCUACCAGCUGCUGGGGACACAGAUCAGUCUUGGCCCCACCCUGGACUCCUCUGGGGUGAUUUCCAGUCUUCAGUUCCCCUUCUCAUUGCUGGGGUGAGGUCUAGCCAUCCACCCUCCCUCCUUUCUUGUUCCCAUCCCCUGCCCUCGGGCACAGAAUUCAAGGGUUUUCCAGGAGUGAGCAUGAAAGGGAGUGAUGCUUCCGGUGGUGGGAGGAGGUGAAUGGGAAAGCCCCCAGACUCCUUCCAGCCUUGGUUCCCCUUUCUCACUUGCUUCAGGGUUAAAACAGUAAAUAUGCCCCUGGGGAGGUGUGGAGGAGUAGAUGAGGCAUAAGCUUCCCAAAGACCAUAGCAGCGGCUAAAGUGAGUCCACCUCCUCGUGAGUUGUACCCUCCUCCUCCAGCUGGCUAUUAUUAGAGCCAUUCUACAGAGGCUGAAAGCAAAGUCCAGAGAGGGCAAUCACCAGCCCCAGGUCACACAGUGAGGACAAAGCGCAUCCUGCAGGUGGAGCUGGUCUUUUCUUUCUUUUUUCUCUUUGGGCAUGCCUCACUGCUUGCGGGAUUUUAGCUCCCGGACCAGAGAUCGAACCCAUGCCCCCUGCAGUGAAAGUGCAGAGUCCUAACCUUUGGACCGCCAGGAAAUCCCUGGUCUGUCCUUUUAUCUCCUUGGCCCAGAUCACUGUUGGGCUGAUGAGUUUGCCUUGGUUUCCUUUUGCAUAGAAUGGUGAUCAUAAUCUAGAAUUUAGCCUACAGGGCUGUGUGGAGGAUUAAAUGUUUCCCCUGAAAGCAAUUUAGCGGGGAGUAAACCCAUAAUACGUGUUACUGUUACUGCCAUUGUUGUUGUUGUGGUGGUGGUGGUGGUGGGUUUUGUUGUCUUUGGCAUCUGGGCAAAUGUGGUUUGAAUACAACACUUUUCUCCAUUGUUUUGACAUUUUCCCCCCAGUCACUAUGUUUCAUUUGAAGGGGUAUCUGCGAGAGUUAAAAAUAAGUCAAACAACUGCUUAAUGGGUACAGGGUUUCCUUUUGGGGUGAUGAAAAUGUCCUGGAACUAGAUAGCGGCUGUGGUUGUCCAAUGUUGUGAAUGUACUAAAUGUCACUUUGACAUUUUAAGAUGGUUAAAAUGGUACAUUUUAUGCUAUGGAUGUAUUACCACAAUAAAAAAAAAAACAUGUAAUACUGAAAAAAAAUGAGGAAGUUUAGA